Molecule: messenger RNA, 1458 nt
Organism: Fraxinus pennsylvanica
Lineage: Eukaryota; Viridiplantae; Streptophyta; Magnoliopsida; Lamiales; Oleaceae
Source: the annotation of a GenBank genome assembly
AUGAAAAAAAGCAGGAUAGCCCAUGCAAGUGAAGAUUCUACUAUUAGUUAUAAGAACUUCCAGUCAAAUUUGUCCCCUCCUCUACUGAAUCGAUGUCUGCCUGUGCAGAAAAGAGAUGACGAGAAGCGUUUGAAACAUACAUUGGCGCAAGCUUCACACUUCCUUUCCACCGACAAGCCAUUACCAGACUGGCUAUUUUAUGAGAUGCGGGACCAAGUGAAUUUUCGAAAACUCAAGUCAGUGGAGAAUCGGAAGUCAAGUGAGGAUUCCUCGAAGGAUUCAGAGUCAAAGAGAUUCGAAGAAAGGGCCGGAAGAUUUCAGAGCAAAAGUAGUAUGGCAAUUCCAGUGGAUCCCCCAGAUGGGGUUGGAUCUCGAGGGAAGCAUUACUAUUCCAUGUGGCAAACCCUUUUUGAGAUUGAUACAAAAUAUGUGCCAAUCAAGCCUAUUGGACGAGGAGCGUACGGCAUUGUCUGCUCUUCAAUCAACAGGGAAACCAAUGAAAAGGUCGCUAUCAAGAAGAUAAAUAAUGCCUUUGAAAAUCGUGUUGAUGCACUGAGAACUUUGCGUGAGCUGAAGCUUCUUCGUCAUCUUAGACAUGAAAAUGUGAUAGCUCUGAAAGAUGUCAUGCUGCCUAUUCACAGGGGAAGUUUCAAGGAUGUUUACUUGGUUUAUGAGCUUAUGGAUACAGAUUUGCAUCAGAUAAUUAAGUCCUCUCAGAUGCUUACAAAUGACCAUUGCCAAUAUUUCCUCUUCCAGUUACUUAGAGGUCUGAAGUAUCUACACUCGGCAAACAUUCUUCAUCGCGAUUUAAAGCCUGGAAACUUACUUAUCAAUGCAAACUGUGACUUAAAAAUAUGUGAUUUCGGGCUUGCACGUACAAAUAGCAGCAAAGGUCAAUUCAUGACUGAAUAUGUGGUCACUCGCUGGUAUCGGGCACCAGAGCUCCUCCUCUGCUGUGACUGUUAUGGGACCUCCAUUGAUGUGUGGUCUGUUGGCUGUAUCUUUGCAGAACUUCUUGGUAGGAAAGCCAUAUUUCCUGGUACAGAGUGUCUUAACCAGCUUAAAUUAAUCAUCAACAUCCUCGGUAGCCAGAGGGAAGAUGAUCUCAAGUUCAUUGAUAACCCAAAGGCUAGAAAGUACAUUAAAUCACUUCCUUUCUCCCCUGGAACCCCAUUUUCUCGCCUUUAUCCUAAUGCCCACCCUCUAGCUAUUGAUCUGUUACAGAAGAUGCUCAUCUUUGACCCUUCAAAGAGAAUUAGCGUGACUGAAGCACUUCGACACCCAUACAUGUCUCCCCUGUAUGAUCCGAAAUGUGACCCUCCGGCCCAGGUUCCUGUCAAUCUAGACAUAGAUGAGGAUUUAAAGGAAGAAGUGAUCAGGGAUUUGAUGUGGAUGGAAAUACUUCAAUACCAUCCAGAAGCUGCCACAGGUAACAUGGAUGUAAGACUCUGCACUUGA